Messenger RNA from Amoebophrya sp. A25, 1085 nucleotides. NCBI's taxonomy places the organism in Eukaryota, Dinophyceae, Syndiniales, Amoebophryaceae. The record is from the annotation of a GenBank genome assembly.
AGUACGAAAACGAAGUAGACUAUUGACCCGCUCCCCACGUCGAAGAUUGUAGUAAAGCCCGCCCCCACCACGACUACUGUGAAAAUGAGUGAUGGGGAAUCCACAGCCGCAAGAGAGGGAGAAGAGAAGAAGGUGGAUGAUGCUGGUAUCUUUAAUAAACCUCGUUUUGUGCUGUCGUAGUCGUGCGUGUGCAGAUGAAUGAAUCUGAACGAAUAAGAGGUACCGCCCACGGCCUCACCCUUUCCUAUUUAACAAAAAGUCCUAUAACAAAAAGCUUGACGCAAUCGGCCUCACCAUAUUUUACAGAAUCAGCAACGUCGAAGGAUGUCGCGAGGGACGCAACCAACACGGAUAAAAAAGCGCCUGCUGCCUCAGAGGGUAGCACACUGCAGGAUGCCGAGGCACGUACGACAAAAACAGGUAGUACAACGAUCUACUCGAAAACUGAAAAUAACCGAGUUACUGACUGAAAUAAGGGAGGUAGGUAGCUUAACGUCAAGGCUACUAUUCCUUCUCAUCAGUAUCUCGGUUAUUCUGAUCAGUUACUUGCUUAUUUCAGUUUUUCGAAUAAUGUAUUACUAGACGAGAAAGCAAAAGAAGUCUUCUUCAGCUGCUUGUGAUUGAUGCUCAUUUUCAUGCAGCAGAUUUUUGCCAAAAUUUCACGACAGACAUCGGACAGACGAAUCCGACGAUUAUGGAAAGCCAAUAAUUGACCUCUGGUGGCCGUAGUGUGGUUUUACAGUGCAUGCACAAUAAUUGAUUACAAGUUAAUCUUCUUCCUACUAUUUAUGAUGUGAUAUUUACAUUUACUUACCGCCUCGUCGUUAUAUCGUCUCGACUUCUCGUGUCCUAGUCGUCGUUAAGUCUAGAUCUUCGUGUUGUAUCCGACGGUUAAGUCUAGGUCCUCGGACAGACGAAUACGACGAUUAUGGAAAGGACUUAUAAGUAAUAAUUGAUUACAUAAACAAUCCCGCUUUUUACACCUCCGACUCUUCAUCACAAGGCAGUCCCUCGAGACAUCAGCUGCAGUGAUUCACAGCAUCCUAGCGAAUGCAGUGGAUAAAGCCGAUCUAACUAGAGAUCAG